Molecule: messenger RNA, 444 nt
Organism: Pseudovirgaria hyperparasitica
Lineage: Eukaryota; Fungi; Ascomycota; Dothideomycetes; Acrospermales; Acrospermaceae
Exons: 1
Coding region: 1-444 (147 amino acids)
Source: RefSeq, a predicted model, not a curated record
AUGCCGGUCCUUGACAACCUCGAAGCCUCGAUUUACACACUCCUCACCCGCGCCACCGCUGCCACGGACAACGGCCCUCCCCCCGUGCGCACAUUCGUAAUCGCCUUUGCCGUUACAAUACCUGUCCUCGCCCUCUUCAUGUUGAUCUUCCUGGGCUUUUACUAUUGGGAUCGCAUAAAGUAUGCAUAUAGGCGGAUCCGCGGACGACCCGGAUUGGACGUAGAGAAAAGGGAGGAUGAUUGGACCGGGCUCAUGAGUGGCGAUAGCUAUGCGCACGGGAGGAGUGCGAGCUAUGGAUGCGAUGGGGGCCAUGGGGCUAAUGGGACUAAUGGGGGGACUGGGAGUAGUAAUGGAGGUUUACUGGCUGACAACGCGAACGAGAGGCCAUAUGGCGAGAUUCCGAUGCCAGGGAAUGCAAGGAGUGGUUCGACAUUGGAACGAUAG